Rhipicephalus sanguineus (brown dog tick) is the source of this 2578-nucleotide messenger RNA. RefSeq lists its product as uncharacterized. The coding region runs from base 84 to 803 and encodes 239 amino acids. Lineage: Eukaryota; Metazoa; Arthropoda; Arachnida; Ixodida; Ixodidae. The record is from RefSeq and is a predicted model, not a curated record. The transcript has 5 exons.
GCAGUGCGCAUGCGCGGGGAGAGCUCUGGUCGCGCAGGGGGAGGAUGGUGGUCGGACCAAGCUGACGGCCAGGCUAGAAAGGCAUGCCGCCCAAAUACGACAGGAGAGCACAGACGCAGCGCACCGAAAGCCGGUCCAACCUUGUUGGCAAGUUCACGACAUCCGUAAAGAAGUUUGUCCAAGAUGUUGAGUUCGACCACACCCGUGAAGGCGCGGUCCAGACGAGUGAAAGACUCUUCAUGGCCGAACAGAAGGUCAGUGAGUCCUAUCAGACGGUCAAGUGCGCCCUGAUCAAGCUGCACGAACGGUACGAGGCCUCCAAGGCGGAGCGGAACAUCGUCCACCGCUACGCCCUCUUCAAGGCGAUGGUGAAGGAUGUAACCUGCCUGGACACGCAGUACUGGGUACUGCUGGAUCUUCCCCGCCAGGAGAAGCAGGAGCAGGUGAACGCGUACGUGUUGCGCGCCUGCGCCACGCUCGAGAAGGCGUCCGAGUCGAGGACGCAAGACGCCGCCGCCAGGGCCACCGCAGACGAGGAGGCCCGCGAACGCAAGCAGAGGCUCGACGGUAUGACGGUGCAGGAGAUCGAGGAAGAGAACGCACAAACCAUCAACGACCUGUACCGCCUGCUGAAGAAGUACAGCAACCUCCGGGGCAUCGUGCACGGACUGCAGAUUGCCUACACGGACGCUAAGGUGUACCCUUUCAUACCGCGCUACAACAUGCUCAAGGAUAUGAUCAAGUGCGUGCUCCGGGACCCGAGCUACAUGGAGGUCUGCCACGAAGACAUCUCCCGGACCUAGUGGCGCCGCCCGCUUGCCGCUGGUUGCAUCAGCCUAUCGCUGCUGCCGCGCUCUGUCGUAUCUCGCUCUAUUUCAACACCGCUGACUCGCUCGAAACGGACCGCGGCACCAGACGCAGCGAAAGGCCCGGCGCUCUGCUCGCUGAGAGGGGGCCGCGGUCACGUCGCGCUGCAUUGCUGCUGUUGCACUCCGCGCCUUCCGGUCACGCCCAGCCUAAGCGCAAACGUUACACAAGUUGUCCGGCCUAAAUACAAGGUAGUUACAGUUGGCAUCUUACUUUUUUUUCUCACAUUCGGCUUUGCUGACACUUUGUGUUUCUUUUGCAUCGAGCAAUACCAAGGAACGCUCGCGGGAGCAAAGAAAAUAGCUCUAAAACCAGUCUGUCACUUCAGUGGUAUCUGCCUGGGCGUGCACUGAAUGCGCGCAGAGCGCGUGUCACUGGAUAGCUGGCCGGUGGUAACGCGGCGUCAUUCGUGUCAGCAUGGCAAGCGAACCAUCGCCACCGGUGAGGCGUCCUGUCAGAGAAACCGGCUCACUGCAACGCUCACGUGUGAGCGCAACACACUUAUUGAGUUAAUUGCUCGGCUGACAAGUAACCAUUCCGAAGAUACUUUAAUUCUUUCGUUCUUUUUUCGCCUUCUUCUUCUGGCAAAGACGCGUGAUACGCAGGUUCCUCUUCCUUUGUUUUUGCUUGUUGUCGCGGCAACGUCGUUAGCUUGGUGGCCGGCGCCGAAUGUAUACGACGGGCGCCAGAUUUACCGUGCAUAGGUGUUGUCGGCGUGGCGCCCGGGCAUCGUUUCUUGGGGCAAAAGUGAAAAACUGUCUCGCGACCUAAGAGGCGCACACCUGGUUCGUCGUUACCGCGGUCAUUAAGACAUCCAUUAGAGACCGAGCGCCGCCCCUCUCAGGCCCCGUUCCCCCAUCAAAGAGCACUAGCGGCGACACGCGAGCCAUCUCGUUUUUUUCCCCCCCAUCGAUGGACACUGCUCGUCUUGCGCCGCGAUUACGAAGACCGCUCGGGUGUCAGACGACUGAACUCGGCGUUUGGAAAAACUUCCUCGCCUGUCUGUGAACUCACUUACUGCACACGGUGCCGCUUAACGUACACACACGAAAACUCACUGUCGUUUCAACGCUUCUCAGCAACGAUGAGCUUACGCGUCCUAUGUAAUCCGCGCAAAUUAACUUACUCGAGGGCCAAUUUUAGCGUACCUUGGGCACGCGACCAGUUUGCCACGGGCAUAUUUAACAUCACUAUGUAUUGUACGCCAAGGAGGAGUGAAACAGACAAGAAAUUAAUAACGCACACGGAAGACAACGCCGGGCGCCUUUUUCUCUCUCUUUUUUUUUUUUUCGUUCACCUUUCCACUGUCGAGGCGUUCGGGCUGUGUGGUAUAUAUGGAGCCGUGCCCUAGGUGAACUGGUUGGGAAGACGUGCUUUCGGAGUCGCGAAGCGACUGCGUUGUCUUGUCGCGCACAGCUGCGCGAUGUUGCUAGACUGCCGCUGCAGGUUUUCUGAGGGCAUGGUCCUUUUUUUUUUCCUCCUUGGCUGCAUAAUCCCGUGGUCUGCUCUCCGAAAAGAAAAAAAAAAGAACUAUCCGGUAUCGCGCUGUCGUGGAGAGAUGCUAGGGCGGGGCCGUGUGUACCGUAGAAACACGCGGCGUCGCUCAGAGAGACAGGGGUCGGCAACCUUUUUGCAGAAGUUGGCCGGGUUACCGAAAAAGCGUCAGAUAGUGGGCCGGGCUGUGCGCCCAGCACCUGAGCAAUAUAUAUAU